Molecule: messenger RNA, 9786 nt
Organism: Pantherophis guttatus
Lineage: Eukaryota; Metazoa; Chordata; Lepidosauria; Squamata; Colubridae
Gene: FOXO3
Product: forkhead box O3
Biological process (GO): regulation of transcription by RNA polymerase II
Cellular component (GO): nucleus; mitochondrial matrix
Molecular function (GO): DNA-binding transcription factor activity, RNA polymerase II-specific; RNA polymerase II cis-regulatory region sequence-specific DNA binding
Source: RefSeq, a predicted model, not a curated record
GGGUUAGGUUGCGUCUCCCUGCGUGUGUCUAUAACUUUGUGUUGCCGCUCCUGGUUGUUAGGAGAAGGAAUGUGGAAGUCGGCGGAGGGGAGGGCGACAGGUUGCUCGAGGGAACGGCGGCAGCUCCAGGGUUUCUUUGCCGCCGCUGGUCCGCCGCUGGCUUUCUCUCCGGGGAGGGAGCGUGCUGCCAACGGUGGGGCUUUUUUUCUCAUUUUAAUGCUUCUUCUGCUACUUAAAGUGGAACGACUCGGGAACGGCUCCAAAAUCAAGAAUCCUGCAGCAGCAGCAGCAGCGGUAGAAUCGGCGCCUGGUUUUCCUCCCGUGCGUUCGGAGCUGGAUUUUCCGCCUGCCCAACGGAGCCGGCUUUAAGCUCCGAGACCGCUGCUUCUCGCUUGCUCCUUUCGUUCGUUCGCCUGCCUGCCUGACCUCUCGCCCUGCCUUUUCCCUUUUUUUUUUUUUUUUGGGCCGACACUUAUUUUUUUUUUUUUUAAAUGACUUGAGUAGAGGGGGAGGGGGGAACUGUCAAGAUGGCAGCGGCGGCGGCGGCAGGAGCGAGGAGGUUAUGAAUGUGGUGGUGCCGCCGAUGCUGGAACGAAACCUCGGGAGCCCGCGGAGGACUUGGGUUUCCGGACCUGUUGGAAGAUCGGCGAUUGAACUUGUUUGAAUUCUCCGCGUCACUUUUUUUUUACGCCGAGGGAGAGGAUUUAAAAGAAGGGAGAAGGACGGGCGUUUGAAGUUUUCCUCUCCUUGUUCCAAAAAAAAAAAAAAAGAAAAGAAAAGAAAAGAAAAAAAGAAGAAGAAAAAGAUUGACUUCUCUUCCCUACCGCCCUUCACCGCUUUCGGAUUUCUUCUCUUUUUUUUUUACGGAGGAGGGAAAAAAAAAGAACGAUCACAAAUGGGGCAGCCGCGAUCGGAUGGGUGUUAAGGCUUCGGUGCUCUCCGUGAAGGCGUUGGGGAGUCGGUGAGAAGGAGGACUUGUAAGACCGAAGGCGUCCAUCAAACCAGCAACAGAGAGACUCGCGAACAUCUCUCUUUUUUAAAAAAAAUAAUAAUGAUGAUGAUGAUGCGGGGGGUCGCGUGAAUGGGGGGGUCUCUUUAAUAGCUACAGAGCGAUGCGAUUGGAGGACUCCGGCGCGUAGCGAAAGAUAAACAAACGCGCGGGCGCAGAGCCGCGAUUUGAUUCCGAGCUCCGCCGUCUUUGGAAAUGCUUCCCAAAUCGGGCAGCGUCAAAGGGCAGCGGCGAGAGAGCUGACCUGGACCCCGGAGACCCCCGGAUCGCUUGCGGAUCGCCUUAGAAGUUUUCCUUUCUCCGGCGGGGGAGACGAGAGAGAAAGAGAGAGAAAGAGGUGGCGGCCGGACCUUGAAUGGAGAGCGGCGUGCUUGCUCGAGCUCGCUAAUCUCUAGCGGGGAGCUGGGCGAGGAGAAGGGACCGGAGCGCGGAUCGGGUUCCCGUCUGACAGCGGGAAGGACAGAAGGGAUCGCCUCCAAAGCGGGGGGAGGCCAAGAUGGCUGAAGUGUCUCCCCCCGCGCCCUUGUCCCCUCUGGACGUGGAGCUGGACCCGGAGUUCGAGCCCCAGAGCCGUCCUCGCUCCUGUACGUGGCCCCUGCAAAGGCCCGAGCUCCAAACGAGCCCGGCCAAGCCUUCGGGAGACUCGGCUGCCGACGCCGCUUCCAUGAUUCCCGAGGAGGACGACGACGCUGACGACGAGGAGCAAGGGGGCACCUCCGCCGCCACCGUCUCCGGCGGCGCCGGCGAGGCUCUUGCUUCGGAGGACACGGCCCGUCUGCUGGUUCCCUUCUCCGGACUGCCCGGGGAAGGAUCUGGCGCCUCUGCGUUGAGCGGCGGGCAGCAGCCUCAGCCAGUGGCGGCGGGAACAGCGGCCGCACCGCGAAAAUGUUCGUCCCGAAGAAACGCGUGGGGGAACUUAUCGUACGCGGACCUGAUCACUCGCGCCAUUCAGAGCUCGCCGGAGAAGCGCCUCACCCUGUCCCAAAUCUACGAGUGGAUGGUGCGCUGCGUGCCCUACUUCAAGGAUAAGGGCGACAGCAACAGCUCGGCUGGCUGGAAGAACUCAAUCAGACACAACUUGUCCCUUCACAGUCGAUUCAUCAGGGUACAGAAUGAAGGAACUGGGAAAAGCUCAUGGUGGAUGAUCAACCCCGACGGUGGGAAAGGAGGGAAAGCACCACGCAGACGGGCUGUAUCGAUGGACAACAGCAACAAAUACACAAAGAGCCGAGGACGAGCAGCUAAGAAAAAAGCCGCCCUUCAAGUUGCCCAGGAGACAAGUGACGACAGCCCCACCCAGCUAUCCAAGUGGCCUGGUAGCCCAACCUCCCGUAGCAGUGACGAACUGGAUGCGUGGACAGAUUUCCGGUCUCGUACCAGCUCGAAUGCCAGUACAAUAAGUGGCCGCUUGUCCCCAAUAUUGGCAAGCACUGAGCUAGAUGAGGUGCAGGAUGAUGAUGCUCCCCUUUCUCCCAUGUUGUACAGUAGCUCACCCAGCAUGUCUCCAUCAGUGAGCAAGCCCUGUAACGUUGAGCUGCCUAGGUUGACUGACAUGGCAGGCACGAUGAACUUGAAUGAUGGCUUGACAGAUAAUCUUAUGGAUGACCUCCUGGACAAUAUAACCCUUCCCUCUUCCCAGCAGUCACCCACAGGAGGUCUCAUGCAGAGAAGCUCAAGCUUUCCAUAUGGCUCCAAAGGUUCAGGGCUUGGUUCUCCAUCCAGUAGUUUCAACAAUGCUGUGUUUGGACCAUCAUCUCUGAAUUCUCUCCGUCAGUCUCCCAUGCAAACCAUCCAAGAGAACAAGCAAGCUACAUUUUCUUCCAUUUCGCACUACAAUAACCAAACUCUGCAGGAUCUGCUGGCAUCGGAUUCACAUAGCCACAGUGACGUCAUGAUGACUCAGUCUGAUCCACUCAUGUCACAAGCUAGCACCGCUGUGUCUGCCCAGAACGCCCGCAGGAAUAUUAUGCUUCGGAAUGAUCCAAUGAUGUCAUUUGCUGCUCAACCAAGUCAGAGCUCUUUGACCAAUCAGAACCUGCUCCACCACCAGCAUCAAUCCCAGAAUUCCUCUCUCAGUGGCAGCCGUGCCUUGUCAAAUUCUGCCGGUACUAUGGGCUUAAGUGACACCAACCUUGGAUCAGCAAAACACCAGCAACAGCCACCUGCCAACCAGUCUAUGCAAUCACUUUCUGACUCCCUCUCAGGCUCUUCUUUGUAUGCCAACAGUGUGAGCCUUCCGGUCAUGGGGCACGAUAAAUUCCCCAGUGAUUUGGAUCUGGAUAUUUUCAACGGGAGCUUGGAAUGCGACAUGGAGUCCAUUAUCCGCAGUGAACUCAUGGAUGCAGAUGGAUUGGAUUUUAAUUUUGAUUCCCUCAUCUCAGCCCAGAAUGUUGUUACACUGAAUGUGGGAAACUUCACUGGUGCUAAGCAAGCUUCAUCACAGAGUUGGGUUCCAGGCUGAAGGAUUUAUGCAAAGAGGGGAAAAUGGGCAAAGCAGGCCCUUCAUCCAAUAUGAAUCCUAAAGAAAAAAAUCCUUGCCAAAAUCAACUGUCAGCAAAGACAGGGAUAUCGUUUACAGCAUUUGUGAACCCUGCAUUCUUUUCCUAAUGAAACAGACUGUUAGCGAGCCCCAGAACUUGAGGAAAGAACUGACUUAUCUGGAACUGAACUCAUUUUGAAGUAUGCAAAUUUUUCUUACUGUAGGGUGAUCCACCACCAACUUGAGGAUAUGUUGGUUCAGCCACCAUUCUGUUUCAGAACACUGUGUAGCCUUUACAGUAGUGUGCUUGUCAAUCAGUAUAUGGCGUUCCAAAAUGGUGAUGGGUUGCAGGAUGCUUUUAGGUUGGCUUUCGUUCUUCAGGGUUUCCCCCCAGCCCACCCUUCUUAAGGUGUGAGGGAUGCUUUUUUUUUUUCCUCUCUGUGUAAUCCUUUACUUGCCCCCUUCUAAUGUGCCAAUUCCUCAUGAAAAUUAAAUACACAACAAUAGGCUUGAAUUACCAACAGCACUUGAAUACCAAUACAGUUUCCAGCUGUGUUAAACUGUUGCAGCAACACAAGUGACGAGUAUGGUGGCACUUUAAAGACUUAGCAAAUUGGAUAUAUGACAUGGAUCGGGUUCUAGGAUAAGAUGGUAAGGGACAGCGAGGAAUGGCAAACAGUAAGGGGAGAGAGAAAUGCAAUGCAAGAAGCACCAAUGCCCUCUGCAUUUUGUUUCUAUCUUCAGGAUAGCAUUCCAGGUAUGCAAUGACAGAGGGUGUGGUGAAACGUUGCUCUUUAAGAUGCCACUGAACUCUUUGUGGACUCCUGCAAUCAUUAGAGUACAACCAAUCAGUUGAAUUCAAGAGUUAGUUUGAAAGAUAACUUAACGUUUGUAUUUGCUUUGGUGUUUUUAUGUGGGGAUUGGCUAGCUAACUCAUUAGUUCUCAACCAGUCCCUACAACUCUCCAACCAAAUAUUUUCCUAAUCUUGUACGUCUUUCUUUUUAUUUUUGGUACCAAGAGAGGGUGGAUUUUACCUCACAAAAUUAGCCACCACUAAUGUUGCAUCCUAACCAAGGUUCAGUUGGUGUGAGGGGAAAAGGGCAUUUCAUUGUGGGGAGAAUCAGUAACUCUAUCUAAAUCUAGCCUAGGGUUAUGUGAGCAGUUUUGCCCAAAUGCUGCAGUAAAUUUUUGCUUUUUUGUUUGUCCCUCUAGCUUAGCAAUUGGCCAAUCUGAGGUGCAUUGUUUACCACUUGCCAAAUAUAACUACAUAGAAGGCAACGGCUUGCUUUCAAAUUAUUACUCUUAUUAAUAAUAACAACACAAAACCUAAAAGAAAAAAAAUGAGUAUAUUGCAUGAGAACGGAGUUUUAUGUAUCUGUAAUAUCCAAGGCUUGGAUGAUUUAUUUCAUUCAUAAUCAUUUAUUCAUCUUUCUCUUCCUUAUUCUUUUCCUCUUGUGAUACAUGGUGGAAACUGGAAAAAAGGUGGUUAGGAAGGAGACACAGAGAGGGAAAAUCCAUACCGAGAGCUUUUCAUAGGAGCGUAGAUUGUAACUGGAUAAAUUCCAUUGAAAAACAAAGUAGUUUUUAUAUAUUUUGCUUAUAGGGAUUUCUUUUUGUAAAUUUAUAUAGUAAUAAUGACUGAAAGUUAUGGUGCUGUGCAAGUCCUGUUUAAUUACUUUUUAUUGGUAUUUUUCAUGUGAAGGUGGGGCAAAGAAGGGAAGAAAGAAAUAGGGGAAAAACCUGAUGGUACGUUUUAAUUUUAAUUUUUUUUUUAAUGGUGUGAAGACACUUUGGCUUAGGACAACAUAUACAUAUUUCUCCAAAGUGAUAUAUGAAGAACUUUUUUUGGCAUAAAAGCAGAAUGCAUAUAAAUAUAUAAAUAUAUUUUAUUAUGUACAGAAACAGAUCAUUAUGCAUGAUUGUUAAGAGAACAGACUAGCAUUUUAACCCAAAGUUUCAGUGCAUGAGUUUCCACCAGCACGUGAAUCAUGUACCUGCGUGGUGUGAUUCCUCUCAGCUGCCACCUUUCACUGCGCGUGCACAUGCAGGCAUUCAAGCACAUUCACACACACACAUACAUCAGUGGGCCCCGUAUUGCUCUUCUUUUCCAACUUCUGAGGUAAUAUUGGUGAAAUAACAGCUCCUUGUGUGAUGAAAGUUUUGUUUUGUACUGUAGCUGCCUCCUCCUCGUGCUGCGCUAUUCUCUAGGUCAACACAUGAAGUCCACCAUGCAGUUCAUAACUUCAAAUGAUGACAAUUCUGUGCUGUUGUGGUUCUAAAUAGCUCAUAGAAUAUACACUUUCAGACUAGUUAAAUGAUUUUUAUCAUUUUCCAAAUAAAUACAGACUAUUUUUUUAAUAAUUAAGGUGGUAUAUUUGUCUAUGGCAGGGCAUAGUUUAUCAUGUUUCUUUAAUUAUAUAGAACCAAUGUGUGUGCUCAUUCUUCACAUUGGAAAGGGCUUCCCUGAAAGGAAUACCUUAUAAAAAUGUCAUCUGUUCCAGGGGCUUAAGAAAAGUAUUGACUUAUCUUGAGAGACUCAGUUACAGGUACCUAUUACCAAAGCUAGUUAAGAAUGUGCUCACAUGCCUUUACUAAAUAUGAGUAUCUGGCACAUCAUUAUAUGUGAAUUAAGCCAAUGAUGAUAUUUUGGGAUGUUUGUUGUUAUUUUGUUCUUUGAAAUGGAAAUGUAUUUGGUGAUGGACAAUUUAUUUCCAAGUUUCUGUCUUGUCUUCUCAACAGAAACUCUGUGCAUAAAAAAAAAAUCUGGUACUGUACAAAGUUUAUGGUUUCCUCUACUUUGACUGGGUUUCCUUUCAAUACUUGAAAAUGCAAUAUAUCAGGAAGCUGAUGCAGAAAAAGAAAUAGAUUCUUCAUUUCUCAGCUCUUAAUUUUAAUCAGGUGACCAGGAUGCAAUGACACCAAAAUGACAGCCAGUAUGCAGUGACAUCAUCACACAAAUGCCAUGAUUGUGUACUUGCAUUUCAACAUCUGACACAAGUACAUAAGAUGCAAUCUUUCUGUGAUAUUGCCACAGCUAUUUUGUCAUCCCCCCCCCCCCGGUGAUUAAUGGACAUAAAACAAAGUACCAUAUUUUUAACUUGGCCAUAAUUUAUGCAGGUUUUAAAUCAUGUUGAUUUCAAUCAAAUUCAGCACUCAUCAUAAAUACCAGUAAGGCUUUGAGACUGUCCUGAGACGAAAGUCCUAUUAAACCCAAUAUGACAUUACAGUAAGCAUGCAUUAAUCAGAUUGCACGUUUGUAAUAGUAAGCAGUUAAUGGUGCUCUUGUAUUGGUGGAUGCUCACAUAUAGAUUUCAAUAGGAAAACCGCCAUCUGCUCAGUUAGCAUCUGUACUUGUUUAAAUAUUUUUAUUUCAAUCAUAAAAAGCAAAUUGGGGAGGGGGGAAGAACCCAAGCAAAGUGAUAGCGCACGGACAUUUAUGUAACAUGUUCCAGGUUCUGCCCUAAAGCAUCCUUGGGAAUAUGCGGCCCAUCAAUGGCAAAUAAUAUUGACCUAUAUAAAUCCUUGGCUUAAUGUAAUUUAAGGCAGCUGUGACCUGAAUUUUUAUAGUUCCUUGAGAGAUUGGGGAACAAUCAGGGCAUCCCAAGCACAUAUUAAAAGUGAUGAUGAUGGGAACAAAGAAUCCUUCGGGGGGGGGGGGAGGCAAAAUUACAAACCUCUUCAGCCAAGUUUGUGGUACUACCGGCAUUUUGAUAACAUUGGCUUCAACAGGAUAAAUUCAGAUCCUAGGAUCCCAGGGAUGACAACAGCAAUAAAACUGCACCUUUCUGGAAAAAAAACAACACAGUAAUUUGAAAUUCAGAUGCUAUUAGAGUCAACAUGGGCAAAUGUAAGCCUCAUUCUAUCCAGGUUUUUCCCACAAGUGUCUCAGAGGCUGUAGAAAUAUUUCUCAAACCAUCCUCCUCCCUCUGAAUUAGAUUCACAACAUUGGAACUAACAGGCUCUUGAUUAGGCUGAUUGGCAAGUAAAUAUUUUUCUAGAGUUGAAGACCAAGCUAGGGAACAUGGUAUGCUGGACUAUUUUCUCAGUCAUGGGAACCUUUAAGCAACUGCAUGGAAAUCCAUCAAUUUGCUCUAUGUCGCUUCUUUUCCUAUUGUUUGUACCUCUGCCUCUCACAAUAUAAAUAACUCCACAUUUGAGGUACUGUCCCCACCUGGGAACCCAAUGGCAAAUUUUUGUUCUCAAGGAUACUUGCUAGCCAAUAGACAGCUGCUUAUAGCCUUAAGCUUUCUGUAUUAUCUUUUGCCAGUAGGCUGGCCACAAAAUAUACAGUGACUUAACCCAAUUUUCUUCCCUAGUUAUAAGUAUGCUGUUUCUAUUGGCCUAAAGGAGUCAGGUGCUAGACAAAAGCAAGCAACCAAUAAAUCCUCAGAUACUGGUCUAGUUCAGGUAUAAUACUAAACCAAGGAUUCGAGGCUGUGUAUGGCCCACAGGUCAAAUGGCAAUAUGUCACAUAUUAUGAGGCUUUUAUUAGAGGAAGAAAAUCAUCAGACAGCCCCUCAGACCAAAAAGGUUUAUGCCCGUUUGCAUUAAAUUAUGGCUUAGCGUUAUGGGGAUGGGCUGUCAUGAACAUUCCUUCCUCUUGACCAGCAGUGCAGGAGACAAAAGCUUUCACAUUCAGUGUGGAAUACAUCAUGGCUUACCAUCACAUUUUUAAAUCCAAGAAGUCUGCGGAAUUUGGUCCUUGUUUGUUUGCAUAAGCAUGGUGGGAAUAAAUCAGUUUUUAAAGUUAGGAUCAGGUGGAACAUCCCCAUUUAUUCAUUUAUAUCUACAUCAUUUUUUCACACCAAAUUGAAAAUCGUUAUUGGAUAAAAACAUUACAAACAAUGAGGUGAAAGGUGCUUCACUCCCUCGCUUUGUACAGGAAAGAGGAGCAAGGAAAGGAGGAGUCCAGGCUCAAGGAGCAACCAACGUUCCCCUACCUGAUACCUUCCAGAUGUAUGAGGAACAACAGCUUCCAGAACUCCCCAAUCAUCCAAUAAACAUAUUGAUUUGCACUGUGCUGAUUUGUACAGUACAAAUCAGAAUUGCAGGAUUAAAACAAAUGUGUUUUAAACCCCAAAAUUUUAAAUUCAGCCAUCAAACCAAAUGAUUUCAUAUUCACUGAAAGCUAAUCAGUUGCUUGGGACACUUUUUACAACGAGGCUCCAUCUUUUAAAAGGCAAAUGUCAACCUGUAACCUCAUAGUGCAGUAGUCCCAAAGCUCCACAUAAAUGAUUUGAAUUUGCAAACCAUAUAUCAUCCCAACUGUCCAUCAAUUAAUACGUAAGGUUCACUUCUGAACAUUUCUGACUACUCUGGUGCUAUAAAGCACUUAAACAUGAGAUCACACUCUUGAGUUUCCUUUUUAUGUACAUAAAUUAGACUCCAUUAUUCUAAGACGGUUGGUUGAUUAGUGGGACUAUCCCUGUAAAAUAGAAUUAAAUAACUAACUCCCAUCACCCUAAUUUUUGAAUUAUGAACCCGUUAAAAAUUGUGAUAAGGAUUGGCACAGAUACACAAGCAAUUUCUUUUUAGCUGCCUUCUAAAUAGCUCAUACCAUUCUCUUUUUAAAUUGCAUCUUCUCUGUUUUUAUUGUUGCAGGAAUACUUUUUUUCUAAAUUGUAAGUUAAGCAACCUGCUGCCCAUUAUAUCUAUCUUAAGGAAAAAAAUGGAAUAGGUUGCUUUUGAAAACAACAUAACUUCUUGGCAAUCAAUCUCCGUUCAUUACAUUCUUUGCAUGAUGUAUAUCAGAAAUACCAGCUGAUAAGGAAGGGGACCAGAUACUUGCUAUCAGGAGAGAUGCGGGAUAUAUUGUACAUUUUGGCUUCAUGUAUGAAACUUUUUUUAAUUAAAAAAAAGUUGUAUGAGUGGACAAAACAUGUAUACAGUAUCUGUAAACUGUCUUGUCUGAAUUAUUUCUUUCACUGUUGAGCCACAUACUUUUGAAGAAUAUAUUCUAUCACUGCCUUAGUACAUGGCCAUCUUUUACAGGGGUACACAAUUUUUACUUUUUGUAUGAGCUACUUUCAUUUGAAAGCUGGCACUGUCAUAAACUUAGAGGAGGCUUUUCUGAAACCAAAUGCUGACAUAGGUGAAUAUACUACCUUACUACAUAACAAUUGGAUGUCAGUUUGAUUUGGAAAUCUUUCCCUUUUGCAAAUGAAAUAGUGGUGCAGAGCUUAACUCCACUUGAUGUUAGUAGAUAUUGCCUUGUGUACUCCAUUCUCAACAGUAAUCUAAUUUGUAAAAUAAAGUGUGAUGCAUGUAAAUAAAGCAUAAUGGAUCUCUAUGCUGAAA